GCCGAACACGUCGCCCUUGUUAUUGUGCUCGAAUAUAUCGUGGUCCAUACCGAACCCAUUCUGGCACACGCUCUCUCCUGCACAUUUCCAUCGUCACGAUGUACGAGCCGAACGGCGGCCAGUUUGCGAACAUCAAUGGCAACUCGUUUGCAAACUCUCCCUUUCUUGACCCUUCUAUCCUCGCCAGUCUUUCCCAAUCAACGUCUUCGGCACCUGCCCAACAGAAUAAUAACUCGUCAGACUCGCAGAUAUAUCCCAACCUGUUCCAGUUCUCCAAUGCGCUUCCCACAACCCAGCCGUCUGACGCCUCUUCGAACCAGGGCAUCCAGUUAGAGGUGCUGAGAGAGACGCGGCGGAUCAGAGAGUUGGAGUUGCGCAUAGCUGAGGAGCGUCGAAAGGAGCGAGAGGCCGAUCUCGCUCUCGCCACCAUAAGCACCCCUUCGACCAACAGCACUUCCACCCAACAAGUCCAGAACAACCUGCCGUCCUUCCAAUCCAACCAACAGAAUCAAUCCGCCUUCCCAUCCUCUUCCAACCAACAACAGAACCAAUCCAUCUUUUCAUCCUCCUCCAACCAGCUGCCUUUCCAAUUGGGCCAGUCGUCCCUCCACUCGUUCGGAGAUAACAAUGCCUUUAACUGGCCGGAACUCCAUUCGACUCAGAACGUCAUGCACGAUUUCAGUUCAGCGAAUACGACGCUGGAUACGUUGUUAGACUCUGCCCAGGCAGAGUUCAUGGCUUCUUGGUUCCCUCAAGAAGAGACUCUACCAGGCCCUGGUAGUUCCACCUCUGGCUCUGGCUCCGGCUCUGGCUCCGGACUAGCAAACACCCCAGCUACGAGUAUCCUCUCGUCCGAUCACACCUUUCCAGAAACACCACAAGAAGAACCGUCAGGACAAUCUUCAGCAGCGACCACGAGCACGCCCUCAGUGGGUUCUAACCGUGAUCACGAAUCUCCGAGUUCCGAGAGCCACAGCGACGAGACCCCCGCGACCUCUGCCUCCGCCUCCGGUUCCGCCUCGACCCCAGCUUCCACCUUCGCCUCCGCCUCCAAAUCCAAGAAAAAGACGAACAAGGCCUUCCAAGACCGCGAACUCUACUGCAAAGGGUGCGGCACGCACAUGGCCCGACUCAUGCUCCGCGGCUCGCAAGAGGACCUCGACGUCCCGUACGACCUCUAUUACAAGUGCGCGAAAUGCUCGCCCAUGCUGCCGACGAGCACGUCCGGCUCGACGAUGAACUCGAAGAAGCGGACGAAUGAGAUGGAGGACACGGCGGCGAUGGCGAAGUGUGAUGUUUGUGCGCACUUUCAGGGGCAUGGGGGGUUCAUGCCGAAAGAGAGGUCGACGAUUCAGUUUACGGCGGAGAUGAUAUGCAUUCCUUGUUCUAAUAAGUAUCAACGGUGCACGAAUUGUGGCGGGACGUCUGCGCGGGGCGUCGUAGGUAAAUGGAGAUGCAAGGAGCUUUUCACCGACGGCAGGAAGACGUGCAAUCUUUCGCACGCGAGACUUGGAACGCUCGAUAUGGAGCUGACCGUCUGGGAGAUCCCGGACGACGUCGAAAACCGCCCAGAAUUGACCGCCCUUUUCGAGUCCUGCGAGAAUCUAUGGCAGGAGCAUGUCUACUCACGACUCGCCGUCCCCGAAGUCCUCGAGCACCAAAACCUCGUCAAGACCUUCGCCGACAUCGAAACCAAAAUAAUGAGAAAAGACUUCCCACAAAAAGAAAUGUUCCUCACGCCUCCGAAAUCGCCCCUCCACCGGCGCUUCGUGUCCUUCCAGUGGGCGAAACUGCGGCCGCGGAGGGACAAGUCGAAGCCGGAGUGGACGAUGAUCGACGAGGCGACGAAGGCGAAGGACGGCUGGUUGACGUAUAAUACGAGGCGGUCGACGACGCUGUGCCCGGCGAAUUCGAUAUUGACGGCGAUGUGGAUGACGGAGUGGGUCAUUCCGGAGCGGUCGGUGCUCUUGACCUCGAUGCUGCUCUACGACCACCUCGGUUUCGACGACCGGGGCGUGCUGCACUGUGGAGAACAAGUGCGGAAGGUGUUGAGGACGGUGAUCAGCCAUAACGCGGAUAAUCCGAACGAUCGCUGGGAGGUCCCAGAGCAUUUCUGGACGAUCUAUCAGGAAUCACCCGUCUCAACCCACCUCCGCCUCCCCGACGGUGUCCGCCGCUUCUGCUUCAAAUCCCUCGAAGAAUACCUCGAGCGGAACGACCGCGCCUCGCCCGCGCUCUUCACGCGCGAGACGUGCGGCCUCGCGGACAGUAUCGCGGCCAGGGCGCCAGAGCCGGACGGGGCGUUCAUGGUGAUGGUGAUGGGGCCGGGGCCGUCGAUGACGAUCGAUGCGAUUGAUAGGAUGCAGAAGCAGGGGUGUAUGAGGACUUCGAUGCGGAAGGCGCGGUGAGCUGUGAGCGCUGGACUGCGAACAUUCUAGGGUUAUUGGGUUUGUUGGUUACAGGCUUCGAGUUGCUACGGGAAGCUGUAUGAGUCGAAAUUACCGUGUAUAUUGUAAUAGGUUCUUUUCUUGCGCAUGCGUGUAUCACUGCUAUUCUUCCCUAUUAUUAUCUGAAUAAGACACGACAUCAC
Stereum hirsutum FP-91666 SS1 is the source of this 2590-nucleotide messenger RNA. RefSeq lists its product as uncharacterized. Bases 99 to 2408 code for a protein of 769 amino acids. NCBI's taxonomy places the organism in Eukaryota, Fungi, Basidiomycota, Agaricomycetes, Russulales, Stereaceae. The transcript has 8 exons. The record is from RefSeq and is a predicted model, not a curated record.